This is a messenger RNA of Eriocheir sinensis (Chinese mitten crab), 5414 nucleotides long. Its product is annotated as G1/S-specific cyclin-E-like. The record is from RefSeq and is a predicted model, not a curated record. NCBI's taxonomy places the organism in Eukaryota, Metazoa, Arthropoda, Malacostraca, Decapoda, Varunidae. Gene Ontology annotation, cellular component: cytoplasm; nucleus; centrosome. Gene Ontology annotation, molecular function: cyclin-dependent protein serine/threonine kinase regulator activity. The coding region runs from base 259 to 1518 and encodes 419 amino acids. Gene Ontology annotation, biological process: regulation of cyclin-dependent protein serine/threonine kinase activity; G1/S transition of mitotic cell cycle. The transcript has 10 exons.
GGUUUGGCGGCCACCUCCUGGGCCCGCGCUCACCCAGACACUUCAUCCUCCCUACCAUGGUGCAGGAACUCUGAGAUCUUGAAGCCAUUUCCUCCAGUAUUUCCUGGGCUUUUAUUACCGUGCUAUGGAUAUAUGAUGGAGUGACUCAAGGUGAAGCUGCAGAAGUGACCAUUGCUUGGGUAUCCCUGCCAGAAGCAUCAGGAGACGGAGGCCCUGUAAGCAGUAGAUCUUCACGCCAGCACACCACCACAAAGCCCCAUGUCUCAGGUCCAGCGAAGGUUGAAAAAUGGUUCCCUUACCUCAAGAACAAAGCCAGCAAUUCUAAGAAGCAGAAAAAGAAAGCAGUCAGAGAAUGAAGAUGAUCGUCAAGUGAAACAUCCUCGGGUGGAUCCAUCAGACAUGCCAGAGCCCCUGGGAGAUGUCACCUCCAGUCUCAAUGUUGACAAGGAGCGAUCAUCAACCUCUGAGGGGGCUGUCCCUGAAAACUGGUUAAAGUUCCGAGUGUUGACAUGCAUACCAAUGCCUCAGUUAACUCGAAAACUGCCUCUACCAAAGUUGGGAUGGGCUGACCAGGGGCAGGUGUGGGCACUCAUGUGCAGAAAAGACAAGAUGUACCCACGCUGCCCCAAUUACCUCUCCAAACACCCCUCCCUCCAGGCACGCAUGAGAGCCAUCCUCUUAGACUGGCUAACUGAGGUCUGUGAAGUAUUUAAUUUCCACCGGGAGUCCUAUUACUUGGCUACUGAUUACAUUGACCGCUACUUGGCCUGCACGGAGGAUGUACCGAAGCAACAACUCCAACUUAUAGGUAUAACAUGUUUAUUCAUCUCUGCAAAGAUAGAAGAGAUUUACCCAAGAAAUUUAUCCGAGUUUGCCUAUGUAACUGAUGGAGCUUGCUUGGAAAAUGAAAUCUUGGAGAAGGAACUAGUCAUAUUAAAGAAACUGAACUGGGACUUGUCACCCAUCACAUCCAACAACUGGCUCAGCACCUACAUCCAGCUGGCACAUGACCUGGCUCAGCCAGAUGCCAUGGAGGGGAAGGAGGACGAUGACCACGGUUUUGUCUUCCCUCGGUACUCUCCACUAACCUUCGUGCAGGUGGCAAGAUUACUGGACCUUUGUACCCUAGAAAUUUCCAGCCUCUCCUUCACCUCCAGUAUGAUAGCAGCCACGGCCAUGUGUCACAUCAUGACACCUCAGUUGGCCACCAGUGUAUCCGGCUACUCUUUAGAGGACCUAAAGGAGUGCUAUGACUGGAUGGCAGCCUUUGCUAUCACCGUCCAUGAGAUGGGACCAGUACAGCUGAAGACAUUCAAUAAAGUGGCACAAGAUGACAUGCACAACAUACAGACACAUUCUGUGGAUUUGGAAACGCUGGAGCGGGCACAAGUCAGACUGACUCAGAUACGGUCAUCAUCGUCUCGGAAGAGCCCUGAGGUGUCGGAGGUUCCUGUAGCAAUGCUAACGCCCCCAAAGACAGAUGAGAAGGCAAGGAUGGUCGUUGAGUAUUCUGGCUAAUAGUUUGGGGCUGGGGAAGUAGUAGAUUAGGCAUUGUUUUGCAUCACAUCUUGGUCACCCAAGACAAGGCCUCUUGAUUACUUCCUGAGAUGAGUUAGUCCUCUUAGUGAGUCAUGGUGACAAAGGUUAAAUGAUUUGCUGUUCCAGUGGCCAUUAUUUUACAUAUCAGGCAUGUCUGGCCAUGCUUAUUCAUACAUAUCAGAGGCAUUUUAAGCUGCUAAUAGAGGCAAUAUAACAUGAAAAUGUAAAAAAACUUUGUAUAUUCGCUUUAUUGUUAAUUUGCAUGCCGUGCAGCGAUAGUUGAGUAAGUUUGUAUGCUGGUGAACAGCUACAAACCCUGAGUGCACGCCAUUAUGCCUCCCUCUGGGUAAUAGUGUACCCGAGGGGGGAGUGGUCCUGACUUUUAUGUCCGUUUUACUACAUACUGUUUACUGAUAAUUUGGUAAUUUAUUAAUUGUCAGACUUUCUUGUCGAAGCUGAUGGUUUUAGUUACAUUUAACUUAUAUUGUACAUAACUACAUAUCUGUAUGUAGAAAAGUUACAUCCAAUAACAUUAGUUGAAGUACGAAGGUAAGGGAUGUUAUGAUUGCGCAAUGCGCCCAUCAUAGGCUGUGUAAAUAUCAUAGAAGUUGCCUUAAAAACAAUCUAGUCUUUUUUUGUAAAGGUAUCACAGUUAUAUUGUUUUAGCGCCAAGUGCAAUGGUGUUCUGUAGGGAGAUGGGGAAAUUACAUUUUAGCAGGACACUGCCAUUUUUACCUGUUUAAGGAAAAUUUUCUUACUUCAAGGAGGAACUCUUUGACAAUUUUGUGUCUGAGAUUUGAAUCUAAGUGUGUGAAAGGAAUGAAAGGGAGAAUCAGUGGAAGUUAACUAUGUUAACCACUUGAUUGCAGUGUGGUGGAGAGACUGUUGAAUCUCCAGCCAUACAAGAUAAACACAAAUUACAAAGUUGUUGUGCCAACAAGUCUGCCAUAAUGGCAUAAAUGACAUUUUACUUUUUUACAGGUACAGGGGCAUUGUUAUUAUAAUAUAUAAACUUGCUCUUUUCAUAUGAAAAAAAUGCAGGUUAUUUCUGACUUUUUGCUUGAUAAUUGUUGUGGAAUUUCAUUAUUGAAAGGACUCUUGUUUGGUUUUAGCAUUGAUUUACUAUGUGUCCAUAUCCAGUUACAGUUUUACACUUGAAAUGAGGGUAGCAAAGUGUUUGUGAAUAAUACUUUGUAAUUUCUGCAAUUUUGAAACUACAAAAAUAAAUAAAAACUAUUUUUAUGUAAAUUAACCUCUAAUUCAGUACCCUCUUUAAUGUUAAAAUUGGAGAUGACUUUAAUGAUGUUACAGCUUGCAUAAAAAAAAUAGCUUUGCCAAGAUUUUAUUUAUUGGAGAAAGGACACUUCAAAAUCUGCUCUCACAAUGGGAAGUUAAUAUCUUGUGUAGUCAGGGGUUGGUAGUGUGUCUUGUAGUAUCAUUAUUGGUGAUAUAAUUUCUAUAAGCAAGGAGUGUGAUAAUAAAGUAGUUUUUGUAUUUGUCUUGGGCAAAGAUAUGUAUUUGGGUAGGGAGGAGAGGCAGACCCUCAACCACAACUUGUUACAUAUGAAACCUGCUUAUUUUGGCCACCUUUCAUAACACAGUCAAGUGAAAUAUUUUUAAUCCUCAUGUAUGGGAAAUACUUGAGAUAUUUCUAGGAAAUUUAAUAUAAUUAGUGAAGUUUGUGGUACUUGAUUUGUUGAUUAAGAGAAGCAUCCAAUUGAAAGUUAAGAAAACAGAUAUUGGGGAGAAAACUUAAAAUGCCUUGGGGUGUGACCAAAGUUUAAUAGCCAAAUGUGCAUGAUUUGCAGAGAAGUGUGUUCCCUUCCCACACUUUUUUUUUUUUCCAUCAUUGCCAUAACAAUAUUCAUAAGUUAUGGUAUUAAUUUGCACCAAAGUUUCUUGCAUUAGUACAUAGCCAGUAAGUCACCAGCACCUGACAGUGGAGUAACCUCAAGUGAGGAUGAAGCAGCGGUGUGGGUCCACCACUUAUUGCGAGAGGGAGCAAGUGUUUGUCAGUCUCUUGUACCUCACUUUCACAUUGAGCUAUGAACUGUUUGUAUCCAACACCCUGUCUCAUCAGGGGAACUUCACCCAAGGGAAUGACCACUGUAGAAGAGGUUUAAAUUUUCCCUCUUCCAGCACUCCCUCAGCACAUUUUUUCCUUGCCAUCCAACUCCAUUAUUUGUCAUUCGUUGAUCCAUUUCCGUGAUGGUCCUCUUCGUAUACCGUUUCCCUUUCACAUCAAUGCAAGCUUUAGCAUGAAAUUGAUUGUGCACUACUCGCAUCCAAUCGGUCAUCUUGAGGUCAUCACACCUGAGCAAUUUAUUUUAGUUUGAACAGUGUUGUUGGAUGAAGAUGAUGUAGUUUUGCUUUGAUUCAUAAGCAGAGGAAAAAAGAGAUCAUGGGUUCAUCCAUAUCAAAAUUGCUCAACAAAAUAGUUUUGUUGCUGCUCAAAGCUGGAUGUGGACUUUGUGAAAUCCUGUAUCUUCUAUUUCAUUUGCCACUUGCUGCCACGUCUUUUCUAUAACAUCCUUAUUGAAGUAUUCAUUCUAAGUGUAGUUGUUGUCAUGGUUAUUUUUCUAUUUCUUGUACAAAUUUAAUAUUCCUGGCUAGCUUGUCACAUGCCCUUGCUGCAGCAGCCAUCCCCCUUUUGCCUGGAGGCACAGAACACUUCCCUCAGCAAGUCCACAAUGCAACUGAUCGCCACACAACCAUCAUAGCCAGUUGCACGCUGAUCAGUUGCACCCAACCACAGUUUCAGUUGCUUCAAUGUGAGAGGCUCAUAAGAAACCAAUGUCAGUCGCAGUGCAACUUGUUACAGCAUUGCAAGCAUCUGGUUUCAUACAAUUGGUUGUGUCAGUAUGUGAGCUACCUUACACUUGCUUUACAAAGUCAUCUUCAUAUACUGUAGUUGUGCUGAGCUAGUCUGUAACAGCCUAGGCCAAGCCGAUCAGCCCUAAGACUUCUUGAUGAGACCCACCGUUGACUUGCACUACACUACCAAGGUAUGUGAAAUUUUCUAAGAGACCAAUGUCCUUGCCACAUGCAUGAACAGACUACUGUUUCCAUGCACCUGCACCUUGGUCUUGCCCCAUGAGAUCUGGAGUACCAAAGAAUUUGUCUCUUCAUGCAGUGUCUUGAGAGCCAUCAUCAGAAUCUCCAAUGACUCCAUGAGGAUUACUGCAUCAUCGGCAAACACAAUAUCAGUGACCUUGAUAUUGCUAACAGAUGCUCCACAAUGACUUUGGUAGACAACUCUGUUUAUACCUAGUCCAUGGAACUGUUGAAAAGUGAUGGGUCUAGGACACAGCCCUGCUCCACUCCCGUGUUCACAGAGAGGAAGCUGGACACUUCUCUGCCACACUUUACAGCACUCUCAGUCGUUAAUUACAUAAAUUCAAUCACAUCCUCCAUCUUUUCUACAACCACUCUUAUGCUAUUGCGGGCCACAUAUCAAUUUGCAUUACAAGAUAUCAUGAUUGCAAAUGGAUCAAGGUCUGCAAAUGGUAAGGAGAGAAAAAGGUAAAACCAGAUGCAAUUCCACUAGUGAAAGCUGCACGCAUUCUCUUGAAGAAAUCAAAGUCUAAGGCACGAGAAUGCUGUACCCUCUUUUUCACAUGAGCAGCGCUUUGCUGGGCUGUUACUGUGCCCCAUUACAAAGGUAGAUGGGAACUAGGAGCUGUAGAAACCAUAAGAGUUUAAGAAAAAAAUGAGAUGGCUUAACAUUAUGUAUAUUUUUCAAUACAGUAAGUAGAUGAGGACGACAUCAUUGCAUUUUUUGCAUGAUUUAUAUUUUCCCCUUGAUGCCCUUCAAAUGGAGAAAUUAGUGAGUCAUUGGUCAUUUUGAUAACUCCGAAGUGAUCUCUCUUGCCACC